Pochonia chlamydosporia 170 is the source of this 351-nucleotide messenger RNA. RefSeq lists its product as hypothetical. The transcript is spliced from 2 exons. The record is from RefSeq and is a predicted model, not a curated record. The coding region runs from base 1 to 351 and encodes 116 amino acids. Lineage: Eukaryota; Fungi; Ascomycota; Sordariomycetes; Hypocreales; Clavicipitaceae.
AUGUUUGCAUACUACGCUCACUGUCGUCCGAUUCCUCACCGCGAAGAUACCUCCGUCAUGAGUGUUGCCGUGAGCGGCUCCCCUGCUCCAGGCAAGAACUUGCAAGAUGCUGCUGUAGCUCAAGCCCUUGAGGUUGCCCGCGAGAGCCCAGUUGGUGGUCCGGACCCUACUGUCAGCAAGAUUCUCGAGAAUGCUUUGUCCCAGAUCUGGGACAAAGUGCAAGCUCAGCCCGGCUCCUAUGUCAUGACAAGGGACGAAUUUGCCGUCUUCAACUUCUUCCAGCACCGAUUUAUUGGCGACAAGGACGCUGUUGCAGCUCGAAAACGAUAUUGGGACAACUGCUGUCCUUAA